Molecule: messenger RNA, 573 nt
Organism: Cylindrotheca closterium
Lineage: Eukaryota; Bacillariophyta; Bacillariophyceae; Bacillariales; Bacillariaceae
Source: the annotation of a GenBank genome assembly
AUGUCGACAGCAGUUGCAACACCCAUGCAACCCCCCAUGAUAUCAGCAGAGACUCCUCAUCAAGUGCCAUCAGCGCUUUCGGACACCAUUAGCAGAAAAGUCCAUUUUCCUCGCAACAUGAAAACCGUAGUCAGCGUGCUGUCACGAAGGGAUUACUCGAAUUCAGAGCUGAGGGAAUGCUUCUACACUCCUGACGAUCGACAUCGAAUAGAAUGCGAAAGGGAACGCCUUGUAAGACGUUUUAAUAAAGAGCCGAACAAAAAACAUCUGCACUCUUCUCUACGAGGUUUGGAAAAUUCGACAAGAGAAGGAAGCGUACAAUCAGAGAAGCGUGUUUGGGCAGUCGUCGACAGCGUCCUAAAUGAGCAAGAUGAUCAGUUGGAACUCCGUGAGUUCGAUUGCUAUCGAAUUGCAUCCGCUUCUCAGUCCAACUCGACAGAAAGUACACUAUUGGCACUUCGUGCUGCAAUUGGCGAUCAACUAGCUGCUUUCAGUAUAUAUCGUGACUGGGCUUCGGACAACCGAGCCAUUUUGAACGCUUCAACCAAGGGUGACCGAUCUUGCAAAUGUUAA